Manihot esculenta (cassava) is the source of this 1560-nucleotide messenger RNA. RefSeq names its product AAA-ATPase At2g18193-like. NCBI's taxonomy places the organism in Eukaryota, Viridiplantae, Streptophyta, Magnoliopsida, Malpighiales, Euphorbiaceae. The coding region runs from base 7 to 1347 and encodes 446 amino acids. The transcript has 2 exons. Gene Ontology annotation, molecular function: ATP hydrolysis activity; ATP binding. The record is from RefSeq and is a predicted model, not a curated record.
CUCACGAUGGGCUCAUCCGUUAUGGAAUAUGCAAAGAUUAUUCCGUCAGUAUCUUCUUUGCUGCCUCUGUACGCGUCGUUUUCCACCUCUUUGAUGCUUCUGCGCAACGCCUACCAUGAGCUGGUUCCGGAGAAGCUGGAAUCCUUCUUGCUCUCCAAAUUUGAAUACUUUUUCUCUCGUAGAAAAUCCAAGCCUUCUUAUGAUACUUUCGUCAUUGAUGACUCGUGGGAAGGCCAAAAUCGCAACAAGCUUAUUGAUAUAUCAAUAUUUUAUCUUUCCAACAAGAUUGGCCACAAGAACAAGAUCAUCAGGAUUGGCAAGUUCAAAGGACGUAAGAACGUAAUGACUGGCCUGGUGAAGGGGGAGGAGAUUGUUGACAUCUUUGAGGGUAUAGAAAUUACUUGGUUUUUCAAUUGCAGAAAGGAGGAAGAUGGGAGUGAUGAGUAUUUUGAAUUAAGUUUUGAAGAUAAAUACAGAGAAAAGGUUUUUAAUGAGUAUUUGGAUCAUGUUAUUCGUACCUACAAGGCCAUGAAUAAAGAAGAAAAGGGUUUGAGAUUCUACUCAUGGGAAUGGCCUUCAUGGCAUUGGAUUGAGUUUCAACAUGCAGCCACGUUUGAUGUGCUGGCCAUGGAUUUUGACUUGAAGAAAGCUAUCAUGAAUGAUUUAGACAGGUUCUUGUCCAGGAAAGAUUACUACAAGAGAAUUGGCAGGCCCUGGAAGCGUGGUUAUUUAUUGUACGGUCCUCCUGGAACUGGGAAAUCAAGCCUAGUUGCUGCUAUGGCUAAUUACUUGAAUUAUAAUGUUUAUGAACUGGAGCUUGCAGAUAUUGGAUCUGAUUCUGAUUUGAGAGAUGCCAUGUUUCAUGUAGGUAGAAAAUCCAUAAUCGUGAUUGAAGACAUAGAUUGUAAUUCAGGGGUUCAUGAUCGAUCAAAAACAGACGAUUCUAUAUCCGAUUCCAAUAAGAAUUUCAGCCUCUCUUCCCUGCUAAACUGUAUAGAUGGGCUGUGGUCGAGCUGUGCAGAAGAGAGAAUAAUAAUAUUUACCACAAAUCACAAAGAAGUUUUGGACCCUGCAUUGCUUCGUCCAGGACGGAUGGAUAUGCACAUUCAGAUGUCCUACUGCACUACUGAAGGAUUCAGAGUCUUGGUCUCCAACUAUCUUGGAAUAAAAGAGCAUCCUCUCUUUGAAGAAAUCGAUGGCUUGAUCCGAAGAAUGGAUGUCACCCCUGCAUCGCUAGCUGAAGAACUAAUGAAGAGUGACGAUGCCGAUGUUGCUCUUGGAGAAGUAGUUAAUUUCCUUAAGCAGAAGAGGACGGAAAAACAUAAAAAUAUAGAAGAAGUAAAUUAAGCUAAGCUCAGUCGAGUUAAAUCCUUUUUCUUCUAGUGAGCUCAUAUGGUCAUAAAUAAACAAGUGCUUGAGUUUUUGUCCUUCCAAAUGCUUACUCGUAGGAGAGUUGCCUUGUAUUCUCUACACAAUUAAGUACGAUUUGUUGCUUCCUAUUGUGAAUGACAGUCUCAAAAGAUAAUUACUCUUCUAAGCAACUAGCAAGAAACUCUUUUA